UGGCGGCCGCUGCGGGCGGUGGCGGCGGGCUGUGAAGGGCCUCAGCGGCGGCCGUGCAUCCCUCACGAUGGCUUCGCSGACCUUGGGGGCCUCGCGUGGAAGCCCGGACGCGCUCCCCGCAGGUUCCGCUUCGCAGGAAGACGAGGAGGGCGAUUCUGCAGACUGGACGGGCUCCUCGGGCUCCUGCGCCUCGGCCAGCGGCUCUUCCGAUGAUCUGGAGCCUGAGUGGCUGGACAGUGUGCAGAAAAAUGGAGAACUGCUGUACUUGGAGCUGAGUGAGGGUGAAGAGGAGAGCCUCCUUCCUGAGACACCAACUGUGAACCACGUCAGGUUCAGUGAAAAUGAGAUUAUCAUUGAAGAGGAUGGCUACAAAGAAAGGAAAAAGUGUGAACCCAAACUCAAGCGAUUUACCAAAAUUUUAAAAAGUAAAAGACUUUUACCCAAGCGCAACAAUAAAAAAAAUAGCAGUGAUAAUGGGCCAGUAUCCAUUCUAAAGCAUCAGUCCAGUCAGAAGACAGGAGUCAUUAUCCAACAGCAGUACAAAGAUGUGAAUGUUUAUGUGAAUCCCAAAAAGCUCACUGUCACAAAAGCCAAAGAACAGCUCAGACUUCUAGAAGUGCUGGUUGGAAUUAUCCACCAGACCAAGUGGAGCUGGAGGAGAAGUGAGAGGCAGGGCGAUGGAGAGAGGCUUGUGGUCCACGGCCUGUCGCCAGGAGGGUCCGCUAUGAAGAGUGGUCAGAUAGUAGUUGGUGAUGUCCUUAUUGCUGUGAAUGAUGUUGAUGUGACCUCUGAGAACAUAGAGAGAGUUCUAUCUUGCAUUCCUGGACCUAUGCAGGUGAAACUGACAUUUGAAAAUGCGUAUGCUGUAAAAAAGGAAACAAACCAACUAAGAAAGAAGAAGGCACAGUCUAACACAAAUGAUUUAGUCAAACUGCUGUGGGGAGAAGAGGCUGGGAGCAUCCCGCAGAAUAUGGUGAACUCGCCUCACAUCAUCAUGUACCUCACGCUGCAGCUCGACUCGGAGAUCUCGAAGGAAGAGCAGGAAAUUCUUUAUCACUAUCCAAUGUCUGAAGCAUCUCAGAAGCUUAAAAGUGUGAGAGGAAUUUUUCUCACACUCUGUGACAUGCUGGAAAAUGUAACUGGGACACAGGUUACUAGCUCAUCCCUCCUUUUAAAUGGAAAACAAAUUCAUGUGGCUUAUUUGAAACAAUCUGACAAGUUGUUGUUAAUUGGCUUGCCUGCUGAAGAAGUUCCUCUUCCUCAGCUAAGGAAUAUGAUAGAAGAUGUUGCCCAAACUUUAACGUUUAUGUAUGGUUCUUUAGAUAGGUCCUUUUGCCAGGUUGAGAAUGCUCCUCGUUUGGAUCAUUUCUUCACCUUGUUCUUUCAAAGAGCGCUGCAGCAUGCCAGCCCCCCUCCCUGUGCCAGUCCCAGUGCUUGGCAGUACGAAGCUUCCAGUGCAGCGCUUUUAGACAACCUCCCUGGAGUUCGGUGGCUCACACUUCCACGGGAAAUCAAGAUGGAACUAGACACAGCAUUAAGUGACCUGGAGGCCGCAGAUUUUGCAGAACUGUCUGAGGAUUACUAUGACAUGAGACGGCUAUAUACAAUUUUGGGCUCUUCUCUAUUUUACAAGGGUUAUUUGAUAUGCAGUCAUUUGCCUAAGGAUGAUCUUGUUGAGAUUGCCGCGUACUGUCGCCACUAUGGCCUGCUGUCUUUAGCAGCAAAACAAAGGAUUGGUCAGUUGAUAGUAUGGAGAGAAGUGUUUCCUCAACAUCACCUCCAGCUUUCUGCAGACUCAAGCACAGAAGCCUUUCAGGAACCGGAAGGGAGAUAUUUUUUGCUAAUUGUUGGAUUGAGACAUUAUAUGUUAUGUGUGCUAUUAGAAGCUGGAGGCUGUGCAUCUAAAGCUAUUGGGAAUCCUGGGCCUGACUGUAUAUAUGUGGACCAGGUCAGAACAACUCUUCACCAGCUGGAAGGAGUAGACUCCCACAUAGAUGAGCACCUAGCGUCUUCUCCAGGCCCCUGUUUGUCUUGUGCUGACUGGUUCCUUUCUGGAACACGUGAGAAAACUGAGAAUUUGACAGCUUCCCCUAUUCUCAGCAGGCUGCAAGGUCCUUCCAGGACAGCAGCCUCUCCAACAUGCAGAAGAACCCUUUUUGGUGACUAUUCCUUAAAGACACGUAAGCCCAGUCCCUCCCGAAGCAGUGGAGGAUCUGACAAUGGUUGUGAAGGUGGAGAAGGUGCUGGCCUUAGCCCCCACACCACACUGGAUGCAAUACAAAAGCAGAGAGACUUUCCGGGCUCUGAUUGUUCAGAAGAAAGUGGAACCUUGCUUAAGAUCACUAAAAAAAAGUCUACCCUUCCAAAUCCAUUUCAUUUGGGAAAUUUGAAAAAGGAUCCUUCAGAAAAAGAAUUGGAAAUAUAUAACACAAUGAAAUUGACAUCUGGUCCUGAGAAUACACUUUUCCACUAUGUUGCCUUAGAAACAGUGCAAGGAAUCUUCAUUACUCCUACCCAUGAAGAGGUGGCACAGCUCGGUGGCUCUAUCCACUCACAGCUAAUAAAGAAUUUCCAUCAGUGUUGUCUUUCCAUUCGUGCAAUUUUCCAACAGACUUUGAUGGAAGAGAAAAAUAAGGCACUGAAUGGUGGAGAUCGUGCUGAUUCUACAAAUUCGCUGUCCUCUCUUAACCCUGUGAAGGAAUAUGGUGUGUUAUUUGAAUGUUCACCUGAAAAUUGGACUGAUCAGAAAAAAACACCACCAGUUAUGGCCUACUGGGUAGUAGGGAGACUCUUUCUUCAUCCAAAACCUCAGGAACUUUAUGUCUGCUUUCAUGACUCAGUCACAGAAAUUGCCAUUGAAAUGGCUUUUAAAUUAUUCUUUGGAUUAACCUUGUAGUUGUGUUUUUAUGAUUAAUAGCAACGUGAGUGACAUGCGRAACAGUGUUAAAAUUGCUGAAAUCAAUACACAAGAGAUAAUGUUUAGUUCAUUUUCACUGUUCAACAUUGAACAUAAUAUUGUUAUUGAGAUGAAAUGCUGUUGGACUCGAUGCAUCAAGCUUUUUGUAGUAUUGUGAGACAUUGGAGAAGAUAGUUGAUUGAAAUAUAUAGAAGGGAGUGUUAACUUAUUGCUAUUUUUGGUAUAUAAUAUUAAUUUAUUGACUAGUUUGAAAUAAUGUAAAUUGUUUCAUAUAAAGUUAAUAUAGAAAAUGUUUAUUUGGGAAAACACCCAAUUUGUUGUUUAUUUUUCUCAAAACUAGUAUAUUUGGUCAAAGAAUCAUGAACUUAG
This is a messenger RNA of Urocitellus parryii (Arctic ground squirrel), 3286 nucleotides long. It is a transcript of the gene Intu, whose product is annotated as inturned planar cell polarity protein. Gene Ontology annotation, biological process: nervous system development; cilium assembly; vesicle-mediated transport. Gene Ontology annotation, cellular component: cytoplasm; cilium. Lineage: Eukaryota; Metazoa; Chordata; Mammalia; Rodentia; Sciuridae. Gene Ontology annotation, molecular function: protein binding. The record is from RefSeq and is a predicted model, not a curated record.